Messenger RNA from Verticillium nonalfalfae, 3021 nucleotides. RefSeq names its product Fungal specific transcription factor (gene PPR1). The record is from RefSeq and is a predicted model, not a curated record. NCBI's taxonomy places the organism in Eukaryota, Fungi, Ascomycota, Sordariomycetes, Glomerellales, Plectosphaerellaceae. Gene Ontology annotation, biological process: DNA-templated transcription; positive regulation of transcription by RNA polymerase II. The coding region runs from base 1 to 3021 and encodes 1006 amino acids. The transcript is spliced from 4 exons. Gene Ontology annotation, molecular function: zinc ion binding; sequence-specific DNA binding; DNA-binding transcription factor activity, RNA polymerase II-specific.
AUGCCCGCCCACUCACCGCCCUCCCCCUCCGCUAAACCCCCGAAACGCGCCCGGCAGUCUUCCUUCGACGAUGCGUCGCCGACGUCCGGAGGCCUCGACCAGAGCCCGUCGGCCGAUCUCAACGAUGUUAUCGGCGAUAAGAGCAGCAAGUCUGCUGCCCAGCAGAGUAGCACGUUCCGCAACGUGAGCGCAUGCAAUCGAUGUCGCUUGCGCAAGAACCGAUGCGAUCAGAAGCUCCCGAGUUGCGCCAGUUGCGCCAAAGCUGGCGUCGCCUGUGUUGGUUAUGACCCCAUUACCAAGAAGGAGAUCCCCAGGAGUUAUGUCUACUAUCUUGAGAUGCGCGUCGACCAGCUCGAAACGUUGCUGACGGCCAACAACGUUACGUUCCCUCCCGCCGAGGACCUGGAACGCUGCUCACGACCAGGCAACGAGCCCUCUAGAUCCAUCGCCGAUUCCAACUUUUCCGCCCGCUCCGAGAGCAUCGACAGCCAUAGCACGACGACGAAGACCCAGCAGCCCAUACGACCCGAUCUUGAGAAGACGAAGAAAGCGGAUGCGAACCAGGGUAUGCUCAACAUUGUCAGCCCCUCGAAACCCCGCUCUCUUGCCUCUGCGUCUGGCGUAUCGUUCAACCGUGUCGUUUUCGCCGCUGUACAGUACUCUGUGUCGGAUCACAAUGGCACCUCGGACCGGGCCGGAGGCAAGGGCGCGAUGGCCGGUGCCAGCGGCGGCACCACCAUGCGGGAUUCCUUCUUCGGCUUGCACACCAAGCCUACCAUUCGACCCGCGCCUUUCCCGGAGAAGCAAGUGGGUGCCAGACUGGUGACUCUGUAUUUCGAGCACGCCAACCCGCAGAUUCCCAUUUUGCAUCGCACCGAAUUCAUGGCAAUGUUUGAGCAAGCAUAUGCCACACCGGGUGGACCUCAAGGCUCGCGCGAGCUGUACAUGCUCAACAUGGUGUUUGCCAUUGGAUGCGGCGUCAUCGUUGGUGAGCCGGUCAAGUCCGAGGGGUCGGGUAGCGGCGGGCCGAGGAAUCCGAUCGACAUGAACAAGUUCGGGCAGGCUCAACCCGAGGAAUACCACGCGAGCGCCAUCGUUCAUCUUGAGGCUUGUCUCGGGUCUAGCGGAGGCGGAUUGGAGGUAUUGCAGGCUGUUUUGUUACUGGCGAACUUUGCCCUGCUUCGACCGGUGCCUCCAGGUCUCUGGUAUAUCAUUGGUGUUGCUGUGCGACUGGCCGUCGAUUUGGGUUUGCAUUACGAAGAUGGUAGUGAUGUCGAGACGGCGAUACCGGACCUCCCUCCUGCCGGCUCGGAACCCGAAAGCAAGGAGACACGCGAAACAAGAGAGAGCCAUGCGCGCGAGCGCGGGAGGCGGCUUUAUAUUCGAGACAUGAGGCGGCGGCUCUGGUGGUGCACGUAUUCCUUCGACCGUCUCGUCAGCACAUGCGUUGGCAGGCCGUUUGGCAUCAGCGACCAGGUCAUCACGACAGAGUUCCCCUCUCUCCUCGACGACCAGUAUGUCACGCCAGCCGGUUUCCUCGAACCCCCGCCACUCGAACAGCCCGAGCCGAGCUACAAGAACGUUGCCUAUCAUUAUUUCAAGCUGCGACUGCUCCAGUCGGAAAUUCUGCAAGUAUUGCAGUACAACCAAACACAAGUGGCGCGCGCAGUUGGACAAAACUUCACCAACUCCGAUAUGCACACCCAUCUACCCUCGCCCUUUUUGGUCAGGUUCGAUUCAUUCCGUUCCUGGAGAAUUGAUGUCGACCGGAGACUCUACCAGUGGAAGAACUCGGCGCCGACGAGGGAAGAGACGGGCGUGGCAUUCUCGACCGAAUUCCUUGAGCUCAAUUACUGGCAAGCCAUCAUCAUGCUCUACCGACAGAGCUUGAGCGUUCCGGCCAUGUUUGAAGGGGAGUACAAUACAUCGACCGAGGUCAACAGCCCGACAGCGUUUCAGGCGGAGCUGUGGGAGGACGAGGAUCGUAUCUAUCUCAAGGUCGCAGAGGCAGGACAGAAGAUCUUGCGCAUUUACAGGCAGCUCCACCUGAGUGGACUCGUCAGCUAUACUUACCUGUCCACCCACCAUUUGUUCAUGGCGGGAAUAUCGUACCUCUACGCUAUCUGGCACUCGCCCAUCGUGAGGAGCCGCUUGACGAUGGACGAAGUUGACUUCACUAUUUUGGCUGCCAAAUCCGUCUUCACAGAUCUCACCGACAAGUGCCCGCCAGCUGAGACGUGCCGCGACGCCUUCGACCGCACCGCCAAGGCAACAAUCAAGAUGGCCAACUCGACUGGUGGUUUUGGCGCUGUCGUUCAGCGUAAGACCAAGGAAGGCCGCAUGGAUUGGAACUCGGCCAGCGGCGACGGGUCAUCGACAGCAAGUGGCCCGCGGCGGCGACAGCCCUCGCGGCCCCAGCAAACCCACUUCCAAAUGGACCUGUCGUUGUCUGACGGUCUCUCGUCGCCGAGUUUGUCCGUCGGGGGCGAGCUCCCACCGACACAGUCGCCCGUGACAUCCCGCUCCAAGACGUUCGAGGCAGAUCCCUUCAGCCUCCUCGCCCGCCAGCAGCGCGCCCAGGCCAGUCCCUCCGACGUCUCGCACGAUCCGACCAUGGUCCCGUCCCCGACUCUUCUCCGCCGGGACACGAACAGCUCGUAUCACGCGCCGACGCCGUAUCAGUCGGUGCCCAGCGUGUCGAGCAACACGAAGAUGGAGUAUCCCGACUCGAACAUGGUGGACUUUUUCCAGAGCCUGCAGCAGAUGGAGGGAGGCCCCGGCAACGGCGGCGGCAACAACAGCGGCGGCGGCGGCGACAUGGCGUCGGGCGCGGCGGGCAACGGGGCCGACAUGGCCCAGCAGCAGCUCGAUCUUGGAUUCGGCAUCAACUGGGACAACCUGCAUCACGACUUUAGCGAGGGGCAGCAAAUGAACCUAUUUGAUGGGUUUUUCUUUGGGGGUCAGCAAAACGGGAGCGGCGCCAACGGGAACGGCAGUGGCAACGGCGCCAACGGUGCGUGA